Molecule: messenger RNA, 489 nt
Organism: Onychostoma macrolepis
Lineage: Eukaryota; Metazoa; Chordata; Actinopteri; Cypriniformes; Cyprinidae
Product: ATP synthase membrane subunit K, mitochondrial-like
Exons: 4
Coding region: 169-432 (87 amino acids)
Source: RefSeq, a predicted model, not a curated record
CGCCUCCAGGCCUGCAGGUAUUGGCUCAACGUCUCAGUUAGGGAGUUUUAAUUGGAUGCUGAGCUGACAUUUAAAAAUUCCGGAACUAAUACCGCAGCUGUAAACAACCGCAGCGUGUCCUUUGGAGAAACGCAGUACAUGGUUUAAAACCGGUUUGUUUCUACAGACAUGCCGACCUCCCCCGUGAAGACACGGAUUCCGCUGACAAGUUUUGGUCAUCUUAUUAGCGAAGUCAAGAGACAGCUCUUUGGGAUUGAUGCACCAACCCCAACGGAACUGACAGGAUGGAGGAAACAUUUUAACAGCUACACAUUACAAGGACGCAGAAAUUUUGUUCUUGCCACAUAUGGUGUUCUUGCACUCACAGCUGCCGUCUACAUGAUGAGACGCAGCAGGAAGGAAGAACAUGAAACAGCAUCUGCCUCCUCAUAAACUACAAAUGGAAUGUUAAAGGGGGUUAAGAAUACAAUAAACUAUUUAUGAUCACUA